Molecule: messenger RNA, 3600 nt
Organism: Rhineura floridana
Lineage: Eukaryota; Metazoa; Chordata; Lepidosauria; Squamata; Rhineuridae
Gene: EMCN
Product: endomucin
Exons: 13
Coding region: 145-936 (263 amino acids)
Source: RefSeq, a predicted model, not a curated record
CCGUUCUUUAUCAAGGUCCCCAAAAUAAGCAGGAAUGGGCAGUGGCCAUUCACAGUCUCUCUGCACACCUUUUCCACUGACUAACUAAGGCCCUGGAUCACAAGUGGGGAGAGAGUUUUGAGCGUCACUGCCUCUGGAAAAGGGAUGCCUGUAGGACGGAGAAUAAGAGCUAUGAAGCUGUUGGGAACAGCCCUCCUCUUUCUGGCUUUGUUGAGCCUCUGCUGUGUUGGUGCACAGGAAAGUGCAACACCCAGCAAGAACUCAACAACUCCUGCAGGCAAUGCAUCCUCUUCCGUGAGCAGUGACACAGCUAAUUCUACAGGAGAUCCAGUAAAAUUGACUUCUAACCCAACUUCUCCAGCAACAACCCAACCAACACAGAUCUCUACACAUGUAUCACUAUCAACAUCCAACAGCACAGCUGGUGCGGGGACAGCUGAAUCAUCAGUGCGAAGUUCUGUGACUUCAUCUAGCUCGGCUCUAAAAGCUACUGACCAAAGUAACCAGACAAUAAGAGGGGACCAUGUCAAUAGGCAAGUUACCCAGAAAAGUACACAAGAAACACUUCAGAAAACAACUGAAGCUGCAACUGAAUACAACACUGUAAGUGCAAGCGCCAAAAAACAGGAUCAUCCCUCUUAUACCACCAUUAUUUUGCCAGUCAUCAUUGCCUUGAUCGUCAUAUCUCUCUCAGUAUUCCUUCUGGUGGCAUUGUACAGAAUGUGCUUGAAAACAACUCCAGAGAGACAAGAAAAUGGAACUGAACAAGCCCCAUCAGAUAAAGAGAAUGUGAAGCUUAUUUCUGUGAAGACAACUUCCCCAGAAACUGGCAUGUCCAGUUUCUUGACUCUUUCCUCAUAUGACUUGCCUUUAGGCAUGUCAUUACCUUUGGAGCCCUUCAAACCAAUGCGAGCAGUCUUCUCAAGGGAGGAAUAAAACUCGGCCGCACAAUGAUUCGUCUUCACACCUUGGCAACAAAUGUGUGUGAAGACAUCGUACUUUAUGAUUUCCUCUUGGAAACAACCAGUCACCAAAGCAGACAUUCCACUGGAGCAACGUAAAUUGAUGGCAUUUCCACAUUUACAGACAGAGUGUGCACACCUACUUCAUAAUAAUCUUAUCUACAUUGCCACUUUUCUUCUAUAUGCCUUCUGUUUUUGUUUUUUUAUAAGAAGCCCAUUGUACUUUUCUUAGUGGCUAACUGGUGUAUAGUACAUAUUUAUUGUUUUCCACACAUGAAAUGUUCACAUCUUACAAAACUAAUGUAUAAAUCAGCUGAUAUUUGACUAAUGGUGAUGGGCUUUGUACAUAAAAAAUGUUCUGCCUGCAAAGGGAAAAAUGUUAAGAAGUUUCCUUGUACCUUCCCAUAAAAUAAAAUAAAAUGUUUCACACCAUAGACUAAAUAGAGGCUAUGUGUAGGUCAAGCUACACAUUGCUAUCCUAACUUUCCUUCCAUAAAUGGAAAGCAUUUGCAAAAUGGGGCUUUCCAGCUUCUCCCAUCCCUAUGUAACUCCCUGUGCCCUCAAAACACUCUACUCCUGGGGGUUGGGGGAUUUUUGAGACUGGUGUGGGGUACUGUGCAGAGUGCUGCAGAUAGGGGGGAGUCUGCAGAAAUCUCCUCCUUUACUUGAACAGAGGGAAAACUUAGGAUCCAAGCCAUAUUGUGUAGAUUUUUGUUGUGUGUGGGAGGGGACAUUUUCUUUUGACAGGAGGUGGCCAAUAAGGAUGCAAUUUCAGGUAGAAAGGGAGGAACAGAAGCAUCUUAUUAACCAUUUCCUUCCUGUCAUUUCCCCCUUACAUUUUAACUUCUUACAACACCCCAGAACAACACAGUAGCUUAAGGCUUUCAGGUGCUGAUGCUGGGUCUGAAGGAAAAGUUUAAGAAAAAAAAAACCUCUCCUGUACCACUUUUCUACUUCAACUUGUAUCCUCGGUGACUGAAUUGUGCGAGAAAUAAAAUUCAGAGAGGAGGCAGAGAGAAAUCAUGGCAUGGAAUACAUAAUUUGGCCCUCAGUCUUCCAUGAUUACACUGCAGAAGGAUAGAAUGCAGAAGUAGAUGUAGAAUUUAGCUUUCUAAAAGUAUUAAAUGCUAUAGGAGCAGAGGAAGCUGCCUUAUAAUGAUUCAGACCAUUGGUUUAUCCAGUUCAGUAUUGUCUACGGUGGCUGGAAGCAGCUCUCCAGGGUUACAGGCAAGGGAUAUUCCAAGCUCUAACUGGAGAUGCCAGGGUUUGAACCUGGAAUCUUCUGCAUGCAAAGCAAAUGCUCUACCACUGAGCAACAGAGUACUCCCACAGAACAGCUCAUAUGUCUAUCCCAAAGUAGCAAAAACAAAACUUAAAAUCACAAGAUUACUGCCCGGUGAAAUCUAGGAGGACAUAAAAGAGGUGACCUCAGACUGCUCCCCAAAACAUCCUCAUCCAAAAUUGUUCACAAUUACUUCGGAGUUCUGAAUUAUCUGGUGGUAUGCACAAAUGAAGCACUGCAAAGAUCUUGAUUAGCUUGUAUCAAGAUUAUUAAAUUUUCUGUGGCACUUUAACCAGUGUGCAAAAGAAACUCAUGGGCUCAUCAGUAAAACAAAAGACAAAAUAAUGUUGGUGCAGCCAUACAUGUAAUCACGUCCAGAUUGUUUUUCUCAUUGAAGACAUGUGUGUAUAAGUAACAAAGAGGGAUAGAAAAAUGUAAAGGAACUGAAAGAACUGAAAACUGUGGCGAACUUCAAAGUAUCAUAGAGUUGUAAUGGAUCUCAAAGGGUCAUUUAGCAGUCCAGCCCUGCUGCCAGUGCAGGAAAUCUGCUGCUAUAUGUCCCUCAUAGGUAGCCAUCCAGGUCACAUCAGCACUAUCCAUAAAAACACUAUUAUACAGUCAGGGCUCCCAGGCAACUCUGAGAACUGUAACUCUGUGAAGGGAAUAGGGGUCUCCUAACAACUCUCAACACCCUUAACAAACUACAGUUCCCAGGAUUCUUUAUGAGAAGGCAUGACUGUUUAAAGUGGAAUAAUAGUGGAAUAAAUGAAUGGUGGGGAUGUGGCUCCAGCCUCUGCUUAAAAACAUCUAACAAAGGAGAGUGUACCAACUUAAGAGGCAGUCUCUUCCACUGUCAAACACUUUAUACUGUCAGAAUGUUUAUUUUCUAACGUUUAGUUGAAAUCCUCUUUCUUAUAAUUUGAACUCAAUGAUUUGUGUUCUGCCCUCUGAAACAAGAGAAAACAAUUUUACUCCAUCAUCUGUGUGAUAGCCCUUCAAAUACCAUGUCUAUCAUAUCACGUCUUAGUCAUCUCUUCUCCAGAUUGGAUGUACCAACUCCAACCUUUCUUCACAGGAUUUGGUCUACAGCUCCUUCGCUAUCUUUGCAUCCUCCUCUGCAUGUCUUCCAGUUUUGGAAUUAUUUUUUUUCUUCUUAAGUUGGGAUUCAGAGUGAGUAGAACACUGAGCAGGGACAAUGGACAGAAUCCUGAGCCCUUUUUUGCCAACACAAGCAAAAUAAAUUUUGCAAAAUAACAUUUUUAUCAACAUUUUUACAUUUUAUUGAUCAAGGCUUACAAUGUUCAGGCACAAAUAUAGAAAACAUAUGCAAAGUAUGAAUAAAACAGAACAACUGAA